AUGGGAUCAAUCGAAGAAGAACGCUCCUUUGCUAUCUCAAAUCCCUUCCGAACUCGGAUUCUGAAUGGGGAUAUCACACCAUUGCUAUCCAUCAAGUUCGUUGUCGGCAAUGAAAUUGCUAUGAUGGCCAAAAUGGCCGGUUUCCACGGCGUUUUCAUCGACAUGGAGCAUUCCUCCCUGGAUAUGCGCACUGUUUCUCAGCUGAUCCUGGCUUGCAAUUUUGCCGGAAUUUCCCCUGUUGUUCGAUCUCCGUCCAAGUCGCAUUGGCAUAUCAGCCGUAUUCUGGAUGCUGGCGCUGCCGCUGUGGUGAUCCCCCAUAUUGAGACUGUGCAGGAAGUACGUGACAUUGUUCACCAUGCCAAGUAUGCGCCUCUUGGUGCUCGUGGCUGUACAAACACGCUGCCCAUUUUUAACUUUCAGCAUGUGCCCACCCUUCAGCAAAAUGCGGUGCUCAAUGAGCAGACAAUGCUGAUUCCCAUGAUUGAAACUCCCUGUGCCGUGGAACUCGCAGAAGAGAUUUUUGCCGUGGAUGGUGUGGAUGGAGUUCUCGUUGGCUCGAAUGACCUAUGCGCAGAUCUGGGUAUCCCCGGAAAGUACGAUAAUCCACGCUAUCUGGAAUCAGUCACGAGGAUCAUCAAGGCUGCAAACGACUCUGGAAAGCCAGUUGGAAUCGGAGGAAUUGGAGGACGACUAGAUCUUCUAGAGAAGUGGUUCUUUAUGGGUGCAACUUGGUCUCUAAGUGGUGCAGAUGUGGCCAUUCUGCAAAAUGGGAUGAAAAGGAUUGUGCAAAAUUACAAUGAGAUAAGUGAAAGGUUAGAGCAAAGAUAA
Molecule: messenger RNA, 828 nt
Organism: Penicillium macrosclerotiorum
Lineage: Eukaryota; Fungi; Ascomycota; Eurotiomycetes; Eurotiales; Aspergillaceae
Product: HpcH/HpaI aldolase family protein
Exons: 1
Coding region: 1-828 (275 amino acids)
Cellular component (GO): cytoplasm
Molecular function (GO): aldehyde-lyase activity
Source: RefSeq, a predicted model, not a curated record